Messenger RNA from Geodia barretti, 531 nucleotides. The record is from the annotation of a GenBank genome assembly. NCBI's taxonomy places the organism in Eukaryota, Metazoa, Porifera, Demospongiae, Tetractinellida, Geodiidae.
AUGCUGCCAGACGGCAAGACGAUCCUCACCGCGCUGUGGGCUCCGGCGCUGGCCGGAACGCUGGCAACAGCGGCUACAUGGCUGGUGUGGUACUACACCGCUUUGCCCUGCACUUUGGAGAAUGCGGUCGAGUUGAAGUGCCAUCCGAGCGUGAUGGCAAGGUACAUCUCAACAUCUAUCCUGCACCACUGCGUCAUCCAUGCCAGCAUUGCCAUUACCAUCAUCGGAGGUUCUGAUCUGAUGCUUUUCUUGCGCGAGCGGCACCGCAACAAUCAGAUGAUGGACAUCAUGAAGACCUUCCUCGACGAAGCGAUCGAACAGCGCCGGCAGGAAGUCGAACAGCGCCGGGAGGAAGCCGAACAGCGCCGGCAGGAGACCGAACUGCGACAGCAGGAAGCCGAGGCACGCCGCGAGGCCGAUGCAAUGGCCGCCGAAGAACGCCGGCAAGCGGCCGUGGAACGGCAGGCGUUUUUGGAAGCGCUGAACCGGCUCACCGAAGCCAUCGGUCAGAACGGGCGAGAACGGCAAUAA